Molecule: messenger RNA, 730 nt
Organism: Medioppia subpectinata
Lineage: Eukaryota; Metazoa; Arthropoda; Arachnida; Sarcoptiformes; Oppiidae
Source: the annotation of a GenBank genome assembly
UUCUUUAUAAGAUUAUUUUCGCAAAUAAAUACACAUAAAGUCUAUAUCAAUAUAAAGCAUGAGUUCUCACACUUCGGGCAAACAAUUAAGCGAUCGACUGAUGGAUACGUUGGAGGACUCGAUGGCCAAAAUGUUUGCCACGGAUUACGUCCAGAAGAUACUAAUGACCGGAGAAAUGAGUGAUGAGAACAUACGGUACGCAAAGGUAUACUGGAAGCGAUCUAAAGAGUUGGCUUUGGUGGCAAUUGAAUUGCUGAAACGGGCCUACAGUGUGGCAACCAAUGAAGGCGAUCGUAAAAUCGUGGAUCAAUGGGUGAAGACAGUGCCCGAAGAGUUGGCCGCAUAUUAUCAACGCUUUGAGCAGAAAUUGGGUGGCAUUGGAUCCGAUGUGAAGAUACAGGCAAUAGACGAGACAAUGAUUGACUACACGCUAAUGCAUAAUCGGGAAAUGAAGCGUGGUUCAUUUGUGAGAAUGAUGGUCACCCAAUUGGUGGGCAAUUGGCACGUAUUACGGGUGCACCAGUAUUUGAAACGCCAGCCUCUCUACCGACCCAACCCUAUGGUUACUUAUUUUUUGUUUACAGAAUUUCCAAUUGAAACUUAUGUGAGUUUAUUGAAAAAUAUGAUCGAUUCAAACGGUGGCCAAAUAUCGCCGCCCGAAGAGCUAGAGCUGAUCCAAUUGGCCAAAGAGACGAUGGAUUUGGAUAUGAAAAUUCAUUUAAAUCUAUAA